UGGGCAACAAUACCAUCAACCCCGGAAGCACUACAACCAGCCUCACCGGAAAGAGAGACACAGCUCCCACAAGCAGAGGUCCAGAUAUCACCGAUAGAACCUGAGGUACAUGCAGAGAUGUCCAUCCCCUACAUCGUCACCUUACCCUGGCUGCCGGGCUGCUAUCGGCGAGGCAUACAGUAGGCGCGGAACGCCAAAAUCAGCAAUUCAGAUAAUGUUAAAUUCUCUUUCAAAUAACACGCUGAAACAGUAUGAUACUUCUUUCAAACAAUGGUGGCUAUUCUGUAAGCAAAAUAAGAUUGAUGUUUAUCAGGCGUCUAUACCAUUCGUACUUAAGUUUUUAACAGAGCGUUUUGAAAAUGGAGCCUCUUAUGGCACAAUUAAUAGUACUAGAUCCGCUCUAUCUCUUCUUAUUGGACCUAGAAUAGGAAAUGAUGAUAGGAUAAAACGGUUUGUUAAAGGAGUAUUUCGAUUAAAACCUCCUACUCCAAAAUAUAAUAUAACAUGGGACCCUAGCAUUGUCCUCAAUUAUUUAAAAGGCUUGUACCCUAACGAAGUUAUAAGCUUGGAACAGCUUACCCAUAAAGUGGUGAUGUUACUUGCCUUAACGACAGGACACAGAGUCCAAACAUUAUCCUUAAUUAAGAUUAAUAAUAUUCAAUUUACUCAUGAGGGAGUUCAAAUUUUUAUACCAGAUUUAAUUAAAACUUCAGGAAAAAACAGUAAACAACCAUUAUUAAAUUUAAAAAUAUUCAGUAAUAAGAUUGAAGUCUGCCCAGUCAAUACUUUAAAUUCUUAUAUCAAAAGAACACAGUCUAUUAGAGAUACUAACAGUCUUUUAAUUACGCAUAAAAAACCUCACCAUGCUGUUUCUACCCAGACUAUAAGUCGCUGGAUAAAAAAUGUACUUAAGGAGGCAGGCAUAGACGUUAACAUCUUUACAGCCCAUAGCACUAGACACGCCAGCACAUCAGCUGCAAGCAGAUCUGGUAUAUCCAUAGAUAUUAUCCAAAAAACAGCUGGUUGGUCAGAAAACUCUAUUUGCUUUGCUAAGCAUUAUAACAGACCAAUUUCUUCAGAACCUGACCAGUUUUGUAGUACGAUAUGUAACUUGAUAUCAGAAAACAUUAUAGUAUAG
This is a messenger RNA of Leguminivora glycinivorella, 1138 nucleotides long. RefSeq lists its product as uncharacterized. Gene Ontology annotation, biological process: DNA recombination; DNA integration. NCBI's taxonomy places the organism in Eukaryota, Metazoa, Arthropoda, Insecta, Lepidoptera, Tortricidae. The record is from RefSeq and is a predicted model, not a curated record. Gene Ontology annotation, molecular function: DNA binding. The transcript has 2 exons. The coding region runs from base 110 to 1138 and encodes 342 amino acids.